Molecule: messenger RNA, 1272 nt
Organism: Eucalyptus grandis
Lineage: Eukaryota; Viridiplantae; Streptophyta; Magnoliopsida; Myrtales; Myrtaceae
Exons: 1
Coding region: 1-1272 (423 amino acids)
Source: RefSeq, a predicted model, not a curated record
AUGGCCAAGAAUCUACUGCGGAGAGAGCCAUCAUUGGCGAUCGGUAACGGCUCGGGGAAAGCGAGACGUCUUGGGUAUUGUCUCCGAGAAAACCCCAAGAAAUCGUGGAAAUUCUUGGGGCUGAUGGAAAAUGCCCAAGAAAAUCCGUGCUCGGUCUGCCACAAGCGAUUCAGGUCCACGACAGCUCUGUUUGGCCACAUGAAAAUUCACUUGAGCAAGGACGACGAGCGCUGCGACUGGUGCGCGGACCGUGGCAAAGGGUCCGGGUCAAUGAAAUCUUGCCAGGAUCGUGCGAGGCCGAUCCACGACGGGGAGAGAUUGAAUUUGAGUCUCUCCAGUGAAGAUCGCUAUGUGGGCUUGAGUAAGAAGACCAAAGGUGAUCUCCUGCUUAGCGUUUUAUUUGACGACGAGGCAAUGCACAUGACCAGGAGGAAGAGGACACCGCGAGUCAGCUUCGAUGUCGAUGAAAGAACUGAGGGAGUUCUGUUUUCCGCACCAAAUGGGUUUUCGCUCAGUAGCGAGGCCGAGCAAGACCAGGCAAACGAAGCAGCAGUUGAAUUGAUGAUGAUGUCCCGAGGUGAGGCGGGUUUCAAUUCUUCAGGUUUGGGCAUCGAACAUUUCCGGAAGAGCUCGGCCCUGGAAUUCAUUGACAUGGAAAAACUGAGGAUAACUGAAGCAUCCGAGGACAAUGAACGCCAUUCAAGAGGCUAUACGAGAAUGGAGCAGGAAGGGGUCGAAUUGGAGGUUCCUGCCGGGAUGCUUUGUGGGGCUUGGGAAGUUGAGCACAAAAUGCGUGAAGCAGCCAGAUCAGACGAACAGCCAACGUAUGAGGUAGCGAUGAUGGAUCGUGACAUGAUGCAAAUUGCGCGUUCUGAUUCGAGAGCUAAAGCAGAACUAUGGAUUGAACCAGGGUUAACUUCACACCGAGAUAAUGUCUGCGCUGAGGAAUCCCCAGUUUUCAGUGAAUUGGGUGAGCAAAAGAAGCAUAAAAGCAAGGACACUGAGAGCUACAAACAGGAUGCUCCAAUCGAUGCUUCUUGGGGGAUUGAAGGGAAUCGUGGAUGUGCGGAACCCGAGAGCCUCAAGAACUACUCAGAGAUGGUGAAAAGGCACAGAUGCUCAAUAUGCCGCAAGGAUUUCUCAUCGGGCCAAGCUUUGGGCGGUCACAAGAGGGCUCAUUACGUGAAGAAUCCUGAAACCAAUGCAGAAAUGCCGACAACCGCAGCCACACAGCAAAGGCUCGGAGACAUAACUAACAUGGUUGAUCUUUAG